CGCGCAAAGCGAUAGGGGCGCUACGGGCCGGGGAAACAAAGCAAAAUGGCGGCGGCUGGCGCGGGGAAAGCCGCGGUCUCUGCCACUGGGGCCGUGGUCAAGCCGAUCUUCAGCCGGGAUUUGACUGAGGCUAAGCGGCGCGUGCGAGAUCUGUAUAGGGCUUGGUACCGAGAAAUCCCAAACACUGUGCAUAUGUAUCAGUUGGACAUCACAGUGAAACAGGGGCGUGAUAAAGUGCGGGAAAUGUUCAUGAAGAAUGCCCACAUCACAGACCCCAGAGUUAUUGAUAUACUGGUUAUUAAGGGGAAAAUGGAACUCCAAGAGACUAUUCACGUGUGGAAACAGAGGACUCAUCUCAUGAGGUUUUUCCAUGAAACUGAAACACCGCGACCCAAGGACUUCCUGUCCAAGUUCUAUGCAGGCCAUGACCCUUGAGUCAAACAGACUUUGUGGAACUGUCAUUCUGUUUUUAUGUGCUGCUGCAAAUAAAGCCCUGUAAUAUUGAA
Molecule: messenger RNA, 506 nt
Organism: Hemicordylus capensis (graceful crag lizard)
Lineage: Eukaryota; Metazoa; Chordata; Lepidosauria; Squamata; Cordylidae
Gene: NDUFA6
Product: NADH:ubiquinone oxidoreductase subunit A6
Exons: 3
Coding region: 46-435 (129 amino acids)
Biological process (GO): response to oxidative stress
Source: RefSeq, a predicted model, not a curated record